Messenger RNA from Hevea brasiliensis (rubber tree), 777 nucleotides. Its product is annotated as H/ACA ribonucleoprotein complex subunit 2-like protein. The transcript is spliced from 4 exons. Gene Ontology annotation, molecular function: box H/ACA snoRNA binding. Bases 170 to 643 code for a protein of 157 amino acids. The record is from RefSeq and is a predicted model, not a curated record. Gene Ontology annotation, cellular component: box H/ACA snoRNP complex; nucleolus. Lineage: Eukaryota; Viridiplantae; Streptophyta; Magnoliopsida; Malpighiales; Euphorbiaceae. Gene Ontology annotation, biological process: snRNA pseudouridine synthesis; rRNA pseudouridine synthesis.
AAACAGCGUGUGAAUGGAACCACACCCAACUUUUUUCCUUAAACCCUAAAUAUAAUAACCCAAUAAAGUAUAAAAGGGAAGGAUAGCUCAAAAACCCUACUAUCCGCCAUCACCCGUAGUCGCAAGCCCUUUUCUACCUCCUACUCAGAGACUGAUUAAGAGAGGAGAUAUGGGAAGUGAUAGCGAAGCGGAGAGGUCGCAGAAGCUGGAGAAGGACAAGAAGAAGAUGUUGGCUCUGUCUCCUAUUGCCAAGCCCCUUGCUGGUAAAAAGCUCUGCAAAAAAACCCUUAAGUUAGUUCGCAGAGCUGCUGAACACAAAUGCUUGAAGAGAGGAGUGAAGGAGGUGGUGAAAAGUAUUCGGCGGGGUCAUAAAGGGUUAUGUGUUAUAGCUGGGAACAUAUCUCCCAUAGAUGUAAUCACUCAUGUCCCAAUCUUGUGUGAGGAGGCUGACAUUCCCUAUAUAUAUGUUCCCUCAAAAGAGGAUCUUGCAAACGCAGGAGCCACCAAGAGACCUACAUGUUGUGUUCUGGUGUUAACCAAGCCUCCAAAGGGGGAACUAGACCAGGAGGAACAGGAGAAAUUAAAGGCAGAAUUGUCUCAGGUUUCAGCUGAUGUGUCUGAACUUACAUCCUCUCUUUUCUAGUGGAAAAAAUGACGGUUGUUGUAGUUUGGCUGAUGUAAUAUGCAGUUGUUAAUGUGAUUUCGUUGCGGUUGGAUGAUGUACCAAAGCUUUUGUUUCCCCUUAAUGGUAAUGGCUUUCUCCCCCUUAAAUUGCAA